Molecule: messenger RNA, 1656 nt
Organism: Coprinopsis cinerea okayama7#130
Lineage: Eukaryota; Fungi; Basidiomycota; Agaricomycetes; Agaricales; Psathyrellaceae
Product: beta-glucosidase
Exons: 18
Coding region: 1-1656 (551 amino acids)
Biological process (GO): carbohydrate metabolic process
Molecular function (GO): beta-glucosidase activity
Source: RefSeq, a predicted model, not a curated record
AUGGCCGCAUCCACAUCUCAAAAGUUGCCGAAGGAUUUCAUUUGGGGGUUCGCAACUGCUGCCUUCCAAAUUGAAGGUUCGGCUGACGUCGACGGCCGUGGCAAGUCGAUAUGGGACGACUUCGCCAAGCUCCCCGGCAAGACUCUUGACGGCAAAAACGGAGAUGUCGCGACGGAUUCCUACCGCCUCUGGAAGGAGGACAUCGCUCUUCUCGCUGAGUACGGCGUCAGGUCGUACCGCUUCUCCAUCUCCUGGUCCCGAAUCAUCCCUCUCGGUGGCCGCAACGAUCCUAUCAACCCCAAGGGCAUCGAAUUCUACUCCAACUUUAUCGACGAACUCUUGAAGCACAACAUCAUUCCUUUCGUGACCCUCUUCCACUGGGAUCUUCCUCAAGGCCUCCAGGAUAGGUACAAGGGCUGGUUGAACAAGGAUGAGGUGUCGAAGGACUUUGAACGCUAUGCUAGGGUCUGCUUCGAGAACUUUGGUGACCGAGUGAAGCACUGGUUGACCAUCAACGAGCCCUGGUGCUGCGCCAUCCUUGGCCACGGCCGCGGUGUCUUCGCCCCCGGUCGCUCCAGCGACCGUGAGCGCAACCCUGAAGGCGACUCUUCGACGGAGCCCUGGAUUGCUGGCCACAGCAUCAUCUACGCCCACGCUCUCGCCGUCAAGGCCUACCGUGAGGACUUCAAGCCAACUCAAAAGGGUGAAAUUGGUAUCACCCUCAACGGUGACUGGGCUAUGCCAUACGACGAUAACCCAGAGAACGUCGCCGCGGCCCAACACGCUCUCGACUUUGCAAUCGAUGAGGAGGCGUUGAUCACACCUGCUGACUCUGUUUCCCCGACGUUUCCGCUCAACAGGCUGGAUCCCGUCUACCUUGGCUACUAUCCUCCAUACAUGCGGGAAGUCUUGGGCGACAGGAUGCCAGAUUUCACGGAGGAGGAGUGGAAGGUUGUCAAGGGGUCCUCGGACUUCUACGGCAUGAACACCUAUACUACCAACCUCUGCAGAGCUGGUGGUGACGACGAGUUCCAAGGCCUCGUGGACUACACCUUUACGAGACCUGACGGCACUCAGCUCGGUACUCAGGCCCAAUCUUCUUGGUUGCAAGACUAUCCCGAUGGUUUCCGCGCCUUGCUCAACUACCUCUACAAGAAAUACAAACUGCCUAUCUACGUGACGGAGAACGGAUUCUCAGUCAAGGGCGAGAGUGAUAUGACUAUUGAGGAAGCAUGCAAGGACAAAGACCGCGUCCAUUACUUCCAGGGAACCACCAAGGCUCUCCUAGACGCGAUUAACAUCGACGGUGUCGAUAUCAGGUCCUACUUCCCAUGGAGCUUCUUGGACAACUUUGAGUGGGCGGAUGGCUACACCACUCGCUUCGGUGUCACCUACGUCGACUACGACACGCAAAAACGUUAUCCCAAGGAUUCUGCGAAGUUCCUCGUUCAGUGGUUCAAGGACCACGAGCACCAGGAGACUGCCGCCAAGGCCGACGACAAGCCCACCACCGCCGUUGCUGAUGCCACGAAGGUGGUCGCCAACGGUUCGGUGUCGAAGAAGGAAAACGGUGCCGCUGAGGGCAAGCGCCGCUCUGGUGUCAGGGCGUCCGUUAGCAAGUACCUCUCUGCACUAUUGGCCUUGAUCAAAUCAUAG